UGUAGUUGAUGGGUGAAGUUGAAUUGUCCGUGUUAUAUGCUUACGCAUAUUUUAAGUCUCGGACAUUGCAUAUAUUGUGGUGCGUUUGCUUUAUUACAAUGUAUUCUUUUCCUUUGGGUUCACGGGCCUUGUAUUUUAUAAGUUUUCUGUCUGGUUUAAAAUCUUCUGUAACACCUAAUUCAAUGAGCUUUUGAUUGAAUAUCAUUCUUAUCUCACUGAACAGAAUAGCGGAGGAAUGUUAUAUCCUGAGCUCAUCAUCACUACUUGUUUACCAAAUAUAAGUAGUGAAAGAGAGAUGUCCAGCUGACUCUAAAGUGAAGAAACCAGAAAUCAGCUUCUUAUUUCCAACUGUUAAUCUUACAAUGUAUCCCAACCAAGCCUUUUCUUCGGGGUCCUAUGCAGAGAUGUUGUCCGGGAGUUCUCUGUUACCUCAUAACUAUAGCGAAUCUGUAGGAGGACAAAAUGAGGUGAAGUUUUUCACAGCAAUGGGUGACACAGUGACUAUGCAGUCUAUUGAUGGGCAUUCCAAUACUGCAACUGGUGAUCCAGCGUGCAACUCUUUUGCUGGAGAUUCCCAUGUUGUUGCAAGGACACAAAUGGGAAUUGUAGAUAAUGAGCAAAAUAUACAGUGUCAGGGCUUAUCUCUUAGUCUCGGGACCCUCAUGCCUUCUACUGCAUCUGUCCCUUCGUUUCAAUACCAGUAUCCCGACCCUGGUCUUAUAUCGAUAAUGAGAAGUGCUGAAUGCAUGGCAUCUGCGUCUUCUGGAGGCUUUCAUGACAUUAUCAAAAAGGAGGGUUUUUACAACCCGCACCCCUCAAUCAGUCUUAAAGAAAUCCACUCUGAUCCAUGCCUGCAAGGAUCAACAGGUUUUUCAAAUAGUGUCCUUAACUCCCAAUACCUUAAGGCGGUACAGGAGUUACUUGAUGAAAUAGUUAAUGUCCGAAAGGCUUUUAAGCAACAUGGCAUGGAAAAACAAGAUAACUUGCGUGACAUUGGAUUAGAUGGCUCCAAAGAUUCUGAUGGAAAAUCUACCAGUCAAUCUAUGCAAAUAUCUUCAGGCCCUAAUGGUUCUACUGGCAAUCCUUCUUGUGAACUAUCAGCUGGAGAACGGCAGAAUUUGUUGGACAAGAAGACAAAGCUUUUGUCCAUGUUGGAUGAGGUUGAUAAAAGAUACAGACAGUAUUGCCAUCAGAUGCAGAUUGUGGUGUCAUCUUUCGAUAUGGUUGCUGGGUGUGGAGCAGCAGAACCAUAUACUACACUUGCUUUGCGAACAAUUUCUCGCCACUUUCGCUGUUUGCGUGAUGCUAUCAGUGGCCAAAUUCAAGUGGCACAAAGGGGACUUGGGGAACAAGAGGGAAUACCCCGUCUUCGCUAUGUGGAUCAGCAGCUUAGACAGCAAAAGGCCCUUCAACAACUUGGUGUAAUGCGACAAGCUUGGAGGCCUCAGAGGGGACUUCCUGAAAGCUCUGUUUCAAUACUCCGUGCUUGGCUCUUUGAGCAUUUUCUUCAUCCUUACCCCAAGGAUUCAGAGAAAAUUAUGCUAGCGAGACAAACAGGCUUGACCAGGAACCAGGUGGCAAAUUGGUUCAUCAAUGCACGGGUGCGUCUUUGGAAGCCAAUGGUUGAGGAAAUGUACAAAGAAGAGUUUGGUGAAUCGGAGAUGAACUGCAAUCUUUCUUCUGAAAAUAUGAUCAUAGGUAAAAGAGAUGAUGUUCAAGCGUCUGAUAAUAAAUGGGAAGAGUCACAGGAGAAUUUAAUAACUGUUGAUAGUGUCCAACCGGGGCAACUUCAUGGGUUGAAGUCAGAACAUGCCUCCUCCACUACUGAAUUGGACAGAGAAAAUGUGACGGAUUCUGGAACAAGGAAAUUGCAGGGUAACCAAAGGUUUAGCAUGAACAAUGAUCUUUAUUCGAGCGAACCUAUGCCAAACAACCAGAACGGUGAUGGCAGCCUAAUAAUGACUUCUACUCCUGUUACAUAUGAUAUAUCAGAGUUGGGUAACAUUACUGUGGGUGGCCACGUCUCACUUGCAUUGGAAUUGAGGAACUGUGAAAGCGAUGGAUUUACCAUGUCCGAUGAUGCCAUACAUAAAAGACGUAAUCAGACAUUGGCUUCUUCCCCAGAGACUGAUUUGCUAGAUUAUCAUUUCACAGAUUCAGGAAAGCAACAACACAGGAUUGGAAAUCCUCAUCUUUUGCAUGAGUUUGUCGUAUGAAAUCUAGCAAAAAUAUUUGAUGAUUUUAAGGGAUCUCUGCUGCAAAAGGUGUACCACCAUAUAUAAAGCGGAAAGAGAAAGCCUAUGCUGCUACUUUCUUUGUUCAUUCUUGUUGCCCAUUAUUGUUCAUAAAGUUACGUAAAUUACAAACCGUACAAAAUAUACAGGUAGAUAUGUGUAGAUAUUCGCUUGUAAUAAUUUUACAGAUGAUUGGUUGUAUGUGCAGGUAAUUUUUGUUAGGAUAAAGAACACAUCUUUGUGCAUUAUGUUGAAUAAGGGAAUCUUGUUUUAAAAUAAAAA
This is a messenger RNA of Gastrolobium bilobum, 2516 nucleotides long. Its product is annotated as BEL1-like homeodomain protein 7. Gene Ontology annotation, molecular function: RNA polymerase II cis-regulatory region sequence-specific DNA binding; DNA-binding transcription factor activity, RNA polymerase II-specific. Gene Ontology annotation, biological process: regulation of transcription by RNA polymerase II. NCBI's taxonomy places the organism in Eukaryota, Viridiplantae, Streptophyta, Magnoliopsida, Fabales, Fabaceae. The coding region runs from base 363 to 2216 and encodes 617 amino acids. The record is from RefSeq and is a predicted model, not a curated record. The transcript is spliced from 4 exons.